Molecule: messenger RNA, 1965 nt
Organism: Diabrotica balteata
Lineage: Eukaryota; Metazoa; Arthropoda; Insecta; Coleoptera; Chrysomelidae
Source: the annotation of a GenBank genome assembly
AUGAAGUGGAUAAUCAUACUGCCUGUUUGCAUUUUAGGUGUUUUAGCACAUAGUCCUCCAAAGAAAGACUGCGUUGAACCACCUCCACCUCCGUGCCCCACAGAAAAAGAAUGUGAGAAGGUGCGUUGUUAUCAACCAACGUGUCAACCAGGAUUCGAUGCCAAAAAACCACCAUGCUCCUGUUGUUAUGAAUGCUUACCAAGAGAUUGCGAAACCAACUGCGAAGCUGUUCUUUGCCCCAAACUCGACUGUAUGCGUGGCGAAGUUCCCACUACGGUGAAAUGUAAAUGCUGUCCUCAAUGCCUACCAGCGCAAUUUGAGCCCCAUUGUGAUGGCGUAAAAUGUGUUAAUCCUGUUUCAAAAGAUUAUCAUAGUCACAGACACGAGGAACCAUGUCCAGAAUGUGAUAAAUGUUCAGAACCUCAUUAUGUUCCUGGCAAAAGGUGUCCAGACUGUGUUAAAAUACCAUGUGUCGAAGUUUUUUGUGUAUUUUGUGACGAAAGAAAGUUAGAUCAUUGUGGAUGCCCCAAAUGUGUGCCUAAGAAAUGUCCCGAGUGUGGACCUUGCGAAAAGAAAUCCCAAGAACUUGAUGUAUGUCAUUGUCAUAAAUGUAUUCCUAAAGAUUGUCCUAUUUGCGGACCAUGCGAAGUUGACACCGGCUGCGUAGAUGAAUGUGACUGUGCAAUAUAUGAGCCACUUGAGUGUCCUUGUUGUGGACCUUGUGAACAAGAGACAGGCUGGUAUGAUAAUUGUGGCUGUCCUAUUUGUGAGACCAUCCCAUGUCCUUCUUGUGACCCCUGUGAAGUUCCAAGUGGCUGUGUAGAUGACUGUGGCUGCGAAAUAUAUCGUCAAAAAGAAUGUCCCAGCUGUGAACCAUGCGGUACAGAAACAGGUUGUGUAGACGGUUGUGGCUGCCCUAUAUUUUAUCCAAUAGAAUGUCCUCCUUGUGGACCUUGUGAUGUUCCCACAAACUGUACCGAUGAAUGUGGUUGUAUUAUCUAUGAACCAAAGGAAUGUUGUCCACCCGACUACUGCGAAUUAGAAACCGGAUGUUUCGAUGAAUGCGGAUGUCCCAUUUAUGAACCUUUGGAGUGUCCCUGGUUUGGACCAUGUGAUAUCGAUAGUGGCUGUGUAGAUGAAUGCGGAUGCUCAAUAUUUGAACCAAAGCCAUGCCCUCUUUGCGGUGUUUGUGAAGAACCUACAGGCUCUAUUGACGAAUGUGGUUGUCCCGUAUACCGCCACAAAUUAUGUCCUCCUGCUGGACCUUGCCAAGUAGCAACAGAUCGCACUGAUAUGUGUGGAUGUACAAUAUACAAACAUAAGGAAUGUCCACUGUGUGGUCCUUGCGAUGAAGACACUGGCUGUAUUGAUUCAUGCGGCUGUUCUAUAUACGAACCAAAGGAAUGCCCUUCGUGUAACAUAUGUGAAAUCGAUACUGGAUGUUUUGACGAUUGCGGCUGCCCAAUAUACGUACCUAAGGAUUGUCCUUCAUGUAAACCCUGUGAGGUUGAAACAGGUUGCUAUGACGAAUGUGGAUGCCCCAUAUAUGAACCCAUCGAGUGUCCUUCUUUUAAUGAUUGUGAGGAACCCACGGGGUGUUAUGAUGACUGCGGAUGCCCAAUAUUUGUAUACAAAGAGUGUCCACCCUGUGGACCUUGCGAAGUCGACUCAGGUAAUAUAGAUGAGUGUGGAUGUAUCAAAUACGAGCCCAUCACGUGUCCAGAUUGUGGACCUUGCGAAGUACCAACAGAUUGUGUAGAUGAAUGUGGCUGCACAAUUUAUGAACCAAAAGACUGUCCCGAAUGUGGACCGUGUGAAGUUUCUGCCCAUUCCUAUGAUAUAUGCGGAUGCGAAAUAUUUAAGCAUAAGGAAUGUCCUUUAUACAAAUGUCCAGAAGGACAAAAACUUAAAGUGUGUCCAGGAGAAUGCUGCCCUAUAUGUAGGCCAUUAAAUUAUAAAUGUUAA